Indicator indicator is the source of this 489-nucleotide messenger RNA. RefSeq names its product required for excision 1-B domain containing (gene REX1BD). The coding region runs from base 1 to 489 and encodes 162 amino acids. Lineage: Eukaryota; Metazoa; Chordata; Aves; Piciformes; Indicatoridae. The record is from RefSeq and is a predicted model, not a curated record. The transcript is spliced from 4 exons.
AUGCCGGUGGCACUGUCGUGCCGUGCUGUCCCCUUGCAGAUCGGGGAGGCCGUGAGGGUGCUGCUGCAGCGGCUGCAGGAGCUACAGGGCGAGCGGGUCGAGGCCUACCGGCUGCUGGAGCAGGGCCACCAGGCAUACCUGAGUAGUGCCCCCCACUAUGACUUCCCACGGUACCGGCAGCUGGUGCACGAGGUCACGGUGGCCUUCAGGGGCAUCUCCCAGGAGGUGCUGGGCAUUGCUGGGCGCCUGCGGGAUGAACUCGCCCGCCCCGACCUGGCCCAGCACCUCGCCCGGCUCCAGGAGCGGGAGCAGGAGAAGCUGCAGCUGACAGCACAGCUCCAGCUGGCUCAGCAGCAGGCACAGGACCAGCCCCAGGUGGAUGCCCAUCAGCAGGAGGUGCAGGAGCUCAAGCACAAGCUAAUUAAAACCAUUGAGGCAAUCAGCGAAAUUCUCCAGGACCUCAAGUAUGACUCGGAAGAAGCCGAGUGA